This is a messenger RNA of Aspergillus brunneoviolaceus CBS 621.78, 1290 nucleotides long. RefSeq names its product 2,3-butanediol dehydrogenase. The record is from RefSeq and is a predicted model, not a curated record. Gene Ontology annotation, cellular component: cytoplasm. The transcript has 6 exons. Gene Ontology annotation, molecular function: zinc ion binding; (R,R)-butanediol dehydrogenase activity. The coding region runs from base 1 to 1005 and encodes 334 amino acids. Gene Ontology annotation, biological process: butanediol biosynthetic process. NCBI's taxonomy places the organism in Eukaryota, Fungi, Ascomycota, Eurotiomycetes, Eurotiales, Aspergillaceae.
AUGAGAGCAGUCCGCUUCUACGGAGCUGGAGACAUCCGGGGAUCUGCGGAAGUGGUAAGUAAUUUGCAUGAGUACACGUGCGGGCCGCAUCUGGUACCCCUGACGCCACAUGCGAUCACCGGGGGAAAGCUCCCAACAACCCGGGGCCACGAGUUUAGCGGCAUAGUCGAGGAGGUGGGAGCCGCGGUUGCAGAUGCUGUCGCAGACCUCAAAGUUGGAGAUCGGGUUGCUGUCCGGCCCAACUUGUCCGACGGGAGUUGUCCUCCCUGUUUGCGCGGAACUCCGAACUGUUGUCGCAAUUUGGGCUUUGUGGGCUAUAGUAGGGGCUUGUCGGACCACGUCGUGGUUGACGCCGACCAUGCCAUUCCGCUACCAGACACCAUUCCUUUGGAUAUCGGCGCGCUUAUUGAACCGUUGUCUGUGGCGUGGCACGCAGCAGACCACAGCCCUCUCGAGGGGGCUCGGACUGUUCUCGUCGUUGGAGGCCCUAUUGGUUUGGCUGUGGUUCAAGUGCUUUUUGCCCGAGGAGUCGAGUCUAUCGUCGUCGCGGAAGUCUCGUCGCGGCGACGAGAAUUUGCGAGUAAAUUGGGCGCAACUCAUGUCCUUGAUCCUCGGAUGCAAGAUGUCGUCUCCAUGGUACAGGCAAUGACCGGGAACGCAGGCGCAGAUGUAGCCUUUGAAUGCUCUGGCGUGCAAGCUGGAUUGGAUACGGCUCUUCGGGGCAUCCGGGUCCGAGGAACAGUCACGAUUGUGUCUCUCUGGGAGGCAAAACCGAUCGUAGACGCCGAGGCCAUCGUGCUAGACGAGAAGCAUGUAAUCGGGGCGGCAAUCUUUGCCGAUGGGAUCUUUCCAGCUGUCAUUGAAGCCAUAAGCUCGGGCAAGCUCAAUCCUCAAUCCAUGAUCACUAGCAAGAUUCGAAUGGAAGACAUUGUCGAAAAAGGAUUUGAGGCCCUGAUCCAUGAAAAAGAUAAACAUGUCAAGAUCUUAGUUGACAUUUCGGCAUAAAGCCCAGGAGGGAGGAUCUUAGGUGAGACAAGACGACCUGGUCAGAUGCGGCUGUGAAGGUCGCACAGUUGUACCUCAAAAUAGUGUUUGUGUUGUCAAUCCUCUUCCGAAGCUAUACAUGACGGCCCCAGGCGUGUGUGAUGGCACAUUUAGUGUGUAUAAUGACGCCAGCCACUCUCGGUCUACUAGGAGCUGAAGGCAAGAACCGAAGCCUGUCAGCAAUGCCAAGAGAAUCCGGCCAUGAUAAUCCUGGGCUAGAUACUCAUACAUACCUACUAGCACGGC